Molecule: messenger RNA, 3230 nt
Organism: Caenorhabditis angaria
Lineage: Eukaryota; Metazoa; Nematoda; Chromadorea; Rhabditida; Rhabditidae
Source: the annotation of a GenBank genome assembly
AUGUCGGAGAAACGGAAUCUUCUUCAAAUUUCGCCGGCUAGAGAAUUGCUCUUCACUGGUAGGUUUUCCCUCAAAAAACCAUUUUCAAGCGAUUUUUGCAGGCCCAUUCACAGAUGUUGUGACAAGUGUGAUGACUUUGAAGAAUCCGACGUCGGAAGCAGUGUGUUUCAAAGUCAAAACGACGGCGCCGAAACAAUAUUGUGUUAGACCGAAUUCUGGUGAGUGUUUGAGGUGAAAAUCACCUAGGAGACCGUGCAAAAUUUUGAGUUUUUUGGGGGGAAAAAUGACGAAAAACUUGAUUGCGAAGAGAUAGUGGAUGUAGGGGACUAGAAUUCCAACACCUGGAAUUCUAGUCCCCGGAAAAUUUUGUGAAAAAACGUUAGGAGCAUGAAAAUCACGUUUUUUUGGGGUCUAACACUGGAAGAACGUGAUUUUAAGCUUCGAUGCCCAGAAUAUCAUGGUUUUCUGCGUUCAGACCAUUAAAAUCACAGAUUUUUCGGUCCAGAGCUCGAAAAUGUCUGAUUUUCUGCUCUAAGGAGCGUUUAACCUUGAUUGCAUGAUAUUAAUGUCAUUUUCAACUUCGGAACCGAGAAAUCUGUGGUUUUUCAGUUCCAGGACGUAAAAAUAGUCAUUUUUGUUUCAAGUUUCCAAAAAAUCAUAAUUUUUCACGUUGGUACCAUGAAAACUUUGCUUUUCUUUCUCCAGAGCCCGAAACUUCAUGAUUUUUUGCUCCAAUGCCCAUUUUAGCUUCCGAACCCAGAAAAUCAUCGUUUUUCUUGUCUAGUUCAAGAAAUCUCGAUUUUUUUCGCUCCACGGCUCUGAAAUUUCGAAUUUUUCACCAGCUUUCAGCUGAAAUUAUAAAAUAACCUCAUUAUUUGCAGGUCUCCUCCAACCAGGCGACACAAAAGAAGUGACAGUAAUGCUUCAACCAUUAGACGGAAUUCCAAGCGACGCGAACCGUCACAAAUUCAUGGUACAAGCCUGUAUAGCUCCAUCGGCAGACUUAUCGGAUCUCGAAUCCGUCUGGAAAAUGCCAAAUCCACCAGAAACCACCUAUAACAAACUGAUGGUUGUGUUUGUUGAUAAAGAGGGAAAUCAUGAGAAUCGAAGUAGUGUAACAUCUGGUGGACAAGUUGAGGAUACUUAUACUAGUGUUCAAACACAGUGAGUUGUUUUUUCGAUGUUGUUGAAAAAGACAUUCUGAGCUAUGGUUGGACAUCGACUAAAUGACAUUUUCAGGUUUUUUAAGCAAGUGAGUUGAAAUAUUAUGUUCUAAUGUUAUUCAUAUGAUAGAAUGGUCUAAGACGAACAGAAUGAUAUAAAUUUUGAUGACUUUACGUUAUCCAUAAGUGAUUUAGCGACUUAUCGACUAAAUAUCGACUAAACGUCGCUAAAUCACUUAUGGAUAACGUAAGGCGAUGUUGCAGAUGAGUUUCUCCUCCGAGGAGAAAUGGGGCGAAAUUCGAAAAUUACAUUGUUUCGCCUCCACGUGCAACACGUUUCUCCUCUUUCUCCUCAAUUAGCUCGGGGGAGAAACUAAUCUGCAUCAUCGCCUAAAGUCAUCAAAAUUUAUAUCAUUCUGUUUGUCUUAGACCAUUCUAUCAUAUGAAUAACAUUAGAACCCGAUAUUUCAACUCAUUUACUUAAAAAACCUGAAAACGUCAUUUAGUCGAUGUCCAAUCAUAUUCUGAGCUCGACACUGACUCAAAACCACGUUUUGUGAUCCGAAACGUUAAGAAGCCCAGAAAUUGACUCAAAGCCUUGAUUUUGAAGCUUCAAGUGUGAUUUUUGUUCAAAUCUAUGGGUUUUUGUGGAAUCGUGUGUUUUUGAUUAUCCCAAAGGCUCUAAAAAGGAAUUUUUGCAUCAAAAACUGGAUCCAAUCAUAUUUUUAGGUACUGAAAUGGAUUUGGAUCCUGAAAUUGUCCUAAAAUUAGGUUCUAAUUAAAAAAUUAGGUAAUUUUGGGGAAUAAAUACCUGAAAUUUCUGAAAAUUUCGACUAUCAACCUAAAACUCUCUGAAAUUCUUCCAGAGAUCUUCACGCAACUCAUUCCUCAUCCAACGAUUCUGGAACAGUCGCCUCAUUGCGUAAAUCGCUGAAAACUGCGGUCGAAGAGAAGGAUGGUCUUUUGAAACAGGUGCAAAAUUUGCAACAAGAAGUUGAGGUUCUAUUAAAGGUACAUAUAAGCACGAAAAAAUACGGAAAAAUGAGAAAUUAUUUCAGAAAAAUCGCAAUUUGCAAAUGUCGCAAGGUGAUGCGGCCGGAGCUAGUGCUAACACAUUUCCAACUUUGCAAGUGAGUUUUUUUGGUGGGUGGGAGACUAAAAAUUGAGGAAAAUGCAAAUUUUUGAUGCAAAUAUCGAUUUUGAGUAUGAAAAUCGACUAUUAAGCUAAUUUUCUAUGUUAAAAACGUUCCAGAGCUCAAUUUGGAGCGAAAAUCACAUAACUAGUAUACAAAUUGACGUCAGAGCUCAAUUCUGGCUCCAACAACAAUCCAAGAGCCAUUUUUGUAUCAAAAAAUAUGUCAAAACUCGAUUUUCAAGCUGAUUUUUGUCAAAACUGUAGCUAAAAAUGAGUUCUGACGUCAAUUUUAAUAGUAAAAAUGUGAUUUUUGCUUCAAAUUGAGCUCUGAAACGUUUUUAACAUAGAAAAUUAGCUUCAAAAUCAAUUUUCAUAGUCAAAAUCGAAAUUUCGGGGCUCCUUGAUCAUUUUUUUUGCGCCAAAAUCGAUAUUUGCAUCAAAAUUUGACUCAUAGGUCAUUUUUGGCACCAAAAAUCACUAUAUUCCCAAUUUUUGACGGAAAAUUCGAUUUUCUGGUCAAAAUUUGACCUCUGAUGUCAAAAAUAUGCCAAAACUAAAUUUUCAAGCUGAUUUUUUCUCAAAACUGAUGCUAAAAAUGAGCUCCGUACCCAAUUUCGUCUGAAAAUUCGAUUUUUGACACAAAAAUGGCUCUUGGACUGUUGUUGGAGCCAAAAUUGAGCUCUAGGACGUUUUUAACAUAGAAAAGUCGAUUUUGAUGCUCAAAAUCGAAAUUUCGGUCGAAAAUGGGCUAAUAGAUCAUUUUUGACCCCCGAAAAUCACUAUAUUCCUAAUUUUUGACGGAAAAUUCGAUUUUCUGGUCAAAAUUUGACGUCUGGAUGCUGUCUGGCACCAAAAACCCCAUGUUUUUGCAGCAAAUUCUCCUGGCCUUUGCAAUUUUGCUGAUCGGCCUCAUUUUCGGAAGGAUCCUCUAG